AUGCCAAAGUUACCUGAAAAGAUCAAUUCCAAAAUAUCUAAGAUUAGAAGAUUAGUAUUAUUAUUAGAUCAAGUGAAUUUGUAUCAUUUGGUGCCCGAAUUAUGUAUCGAACGAUACAGACUGUCCCUACUGUCCAGCGGGUAUGGAGUGCGAUCCAGCGACGUAUACUUGCGUGAAAGGUUCGUACAAGAUCCACCGCCUCAUUUCGAUCUUCCGCCAUUUUCAUCUCAUUUUACAGCGUUCAUUUCUUCCUCGGGUUGCACUAGCCACAAAGAUUGUCCGCUGACAGAGGCGUGCAUUGACGGCACCUGUCAGGAACCGUGUCUCGUUCGGAACCCUUGCGUGAAAAACGCGAUCUGCGUUAACACCGAUCACCGUGCUGACUGUAGCUGCGAGGAAGGUUUCCACGGAAAUGGAUUCUCUUACUGCGAACCUGAAGGUAGGAACGUGUGUCAGUACAACGAGGACUGUACGCCGUCCAAAUACUGCGACCGCCUGAACCGGAAGUGCAUCGACCCUUGCCUGGAAACCGAUUGCGGUGCGAACGCGAACUGUUAUCCAGAGAACCAUCAAGCACAAUGCAAGUGCUUGCCUGGAUUCCAAGGAAAUCCUCACGUUGGCUGCACACAAUCCACCACAGAUCCGUGCGUUCCAAACCCCUGCGGUUUGGAUGCGAUGUGCGAGAACGAUAAUGGCAAUCCGAUAUGCUUCUGCCCCAAGGGGUUGACUGGAAAUCCGUUCGAGCAGUGCAUCCCAGAAGGUGAUCAAUGUCGAGAGAAUCUUUGCGGCGUCAAUUCUGGCUGCCGCGUGGUGUCAGGACAAGUGAGAUGCUUCUGUCUGCCAGGAUACGAAGGGAGCCCUCCUGCAACCCCUUGCUCGCUUCCGAGCAACCCCUGCGAGCCUUCUCCUUGCGGACCUAAUACUCAAUGUGCUGUACUGAACAACGGCCUCUCGAAGUGCACCUGCUUGCCAGGGUACAUCGAGAGUCCCAACACGAUCAGGGGAUGUGUGCCCAAGUCUGAUCAGUGUACUCCGAGUCCUUGUGGACUUGGAGCUACGUGCGACUCGAAGAGAGUACCUCCUUGCUACUGCCCAGAGAACACCUUUGGAAAUCCUUAUCAGAGCUGUGCAGCACCCCCGGAUAACGUAUAUGAACCUUGCUUAUUGGUUCCUUGCGGAAAGAAUGCGAUCUGCGUGGAAGAACAAGGUGUUCCAAAGUGCAAGUGUGUACCACCGUUCAUUGGUAACCCGUACAUGGAUGGAUGCGAAGCGGAAUGCAUCGUGAACCAGGACUGCGACAAUCACCUGGCAUGCUUCAAUCAGCAUUGCAGGGAUCCUUGUCCAGGUGUCUGUGGCUCGAACGCGAAAUGCGAAGUAGCUGAGCACGUUCCCGUUUGUUCCUGCCUACCUGGCUACACUGGAGAUCCAUUUGGCUCCUGCAAAGUCGAAAAGCCUCCUCUUCCACCCCAGAAUCCCUGCAUGCCAUCACCUUGCGGACCACACAGUAUCUGUCGCGUGAUGAACGACCGUGCAGUUUGCUCGUGCAGUCCAGGAUACCACGGAUCACCGCCAUCUUGUCGUCCUGAAUGUCUAGUCAGUUCGGAGUGUCCUGCACACUUGGCCUGUAUCAGUCAGAAAUGCGGAGAUCCUUGUCCAGGUCUUUGUGGACAGAAUGCUUUGUGCCAGGUCAUCAAUCACAAUCCUAUUUGCAGCUGUCCUCGAGAUUACCUCGGUGAUCCUUUCACGCAAUGCGUUAAAGAAGAUAUACCACUGCCAGGACCAAAGAAUCCUUGUUUCCCAUCACCGUGUGGCCCGAACGCAGAGUGUCGCGUGCAGGAGGAUCAUCCUGUCUGCACCUGCAUCAGUGGAAUGUUCGGGGCACCACCAAAUUGCAGACCUGAAUGUCUGAUUCAUCAAGACUGCCCAAAUUACCUCGCUUGUGUUCAGAAGAAAUGCGUGGAUCCUUGUGCUGGUUCUUGUGGGUUUAACACAAAUUGUACCGUACACAAUCAUCGUCCUAUGUGCCAAUGCUACGAGAGUUACGAAGGGGAUCCAUUCUCUGGAUGCAGCAAAGUUACCUUCCCAGUGGCACUGCCAUGUGAUCCAUCUCCAUGUGGUGCCAAUGCGAUUUGCAAAGAGCGAAAUGGAGCUGGUUCGUGUACCUGUUUACCCGAUUACACUGGAGAUCCCUACGAAGGAUGUAGACCAGAAUGUGUUCAGAAUUCGGAUUGUGUUCAUACGAAAGCUUGUAUAAAUAACAAAUGCAAGGAUCCGUGCGUGGGUGCUUGCGGUAUAAAUGCUCAAUGUCAAGUAAUCAAUCAUCAACCAUCAUGCAGCUGCCUCUCGAGUUAUACCGGGGAUCCGCUAAAAUCUUGCCAUAUAUCUCCUGUGACACCAGUUCAAGGCGACCCGUGCCAACAGUCUCCUUGUGGACCGUACAGCAAUUGUCGCGUGAUUGACAAUCACGCAGUGUGUUCCUGUCAACCAGACUAUGUCGGCAGUCCUCCUCAGUGUAAACCUGAGUGCGUGGUUAGUACAGAUUGCACUCAGAACACGGCUUGCAUUGGUCAGAAGUGCAGAGAUCCAUGUCCAGGCAAUUGUGGUCAGAAUGCUGACUGCCAGGUUAUCAAUCACAACCCUGUGUGCAGUUGCAUGUCUGGAUAUACCGGAGAUCCGUUCUUCGGAUGUGUGAAAGAACAAGAAAAAAUACCUGGUCAAGAACCAAGUGGAAAUCCGUGUAUUCCAUCUCCAUGCGGAGCAAACUCUCAGUGUCGCGUAAUAGACGGUUUCCCAGCAUGCUCCUGUCUGCCAAAUUACGUUGGCAGAGCUCCGAAUUGUCGCCCGGAGUGCGUUAUAAACGAAGGAUGUCCUGGAAAUCUUUUUGCAUUUGUAAUACCGGGUAUACCGGAAACCCAUUCACCGAAUGCGUGCCAAUAUUGGAAGAACCCACCACUACCGAACAACCCCGCACACCGUGCAACCCAUCCCCAUGCGGAGCGAAUGCGAUUUGCAACGAACGAAACGGUGUUGGGUCCUGCACUUGCCUCGCGGAAUACGUCGGUGAUCCAUACACAGGGUGCAGACCGGAAUGUGUGACGAAUACCGACUGCGAUCGCAGCAAGGCUUGUUUGAACAACAAGUGCGUGAAUCCUUGCCCUGGCACUUGCGGUCAAGAAGCAACUUGUCGUGUGAUCAAUCACGCUCCAUCCUGCUCAUGCUUGCCAGGCUUCACCGGAGAUCCGUUCAACGCAUGCACGGCAAUAGAAGUGACCCCUGAACCUUUACCGAUCAAUCCUUGUAAACCAUCGCCUUGU
Molecule: messenger RNA, 3314 nt
Organism: Eufriesea mexicana
Lineage: Eukaryota; Metazoa; Arthropoda; Insecta; Hymenoptera; Apidae
Product: neurogenic locus notch homolog protein 3-like
Exons: 13
Coding region: 1-3096 (1031 amino acids)
Source: RefSeq, a predicted model, not a curated record